Lepisosteus oculatus (spotted gar) is the source of this 7830-nucleotide messenger RNA. RefSeq names its product nebulette (gene nebl). Gene Ontology annotation, cellular component: focal adhesion; Z disc. Gene Ontology annotation, molecular function: actin filament binding. Gene Ontology annotation, biological process: cardiac muscle thin filament assembly. NCBI's taxonomy places the organism in Eukaryota, Metazoa, Chordata, Actinopteri, Semionotiformes, Lepisosteidae. The record is from RefSeq and is a predicted model, not a curated record.
UUGGCAUGUAGAGAAUUGUGCAGAUAAAAGCUGUUGAGUGAGGUCUAAAUUAGGAAGGUGGUUUGAUAAAGAAUACUGAACGAAUGGAGUUGGGUUGGGCUGAGGCACUCAGAACUGCUGUCGCAACCCCUAAAGGAGAAGCAGAGCACACAGUCACCCAGAAAGUUCUUUUCUCUUCUGGUUUAAAAUUCAGAAGCUGUGUGAUUCCAAGGACAUGUCUGAGGAAGAUACUGGGGUAAACAUGAAAAAGGAGGAGGCUUUCAGUAAGCCCAUUGUUGAGGACAGGAACUUAGAAUUUGCCAAGAAGUGCAGCGAGUUGAUAAGUGAUGUCAAAUAUAAGGAGGAAUAUGAAAAAUCCAAGGGCAAGUGCUGUUUUGUCCCUGACACACCUGAGUUUCAGCAUGUGAAGAAUCUGGGGGCAUUUAUUUCAGAGAGUAAGUAUAAAGAGGCUGGAAAGAAGGACAUUUCUAGCUGCCUGUACUCUCAGAUGCCUGAAACCAAUGAAACCCAGCAUGCCAAGGAGCUGUCUCAGAUACUGAGUGAGGCUAAGUACAAAGAAAAUGGGAAAAGGGAGUUUUCCAAUUGCCUUUAUGCUAACCUACCAGAAACCUCAGAGAUCCAGUUUGCGAAAGAAUUGUCAGAGAUCCAGAGUGAGAGAAAGUACAAAAAGGAUGUGAAAAGAGAAUUCUCCAGUUGCCUGUAUGCAAAGAUGUCCAACACAACUGAAACCCAGUUUGCAAAAGAGAUGUCAGAGAAUCUAAGUGAGAGUAAGUAUAAGCAAGCUGGGAAAAGAGAGAUGUCCACUUGUCUUUACGCCCAGAUGCGAGAAACCACUGAAACCCAGCACGCCAAAGAGCUUUCCCAGAUUCUGAGUGAGAAAAAUUAUAAAGAAAGUGGGAAGAAAGAUAUCCCAUUUUGCCUUUAUGCACAGAUGCCACAGACCAUUGAAACUGUAUUUGCAAAAGAGGUAGCACAUAAUCAAAGUAAGAUACUGUAUAAACAGAAGUAUGAUGCAGAAAAGGGAAAGUCAGAUUAUUCUAAUAUGAAAGAACCCCCAGAUGUAGCUCAUGCCAUGGAAGUUAAUAAGCAUCAAAGCAAUGUUACAUACAAGAAGGGAAUGCAGGACAUUCACAAGUAUAAAGAUGUAGCUGACAGACUAGACAUCAGGAAUGCAACAGAGACUACAAAGCUCAUCAGUGAUGUGGCUUAUAAGAGCAAAAUGAAAGCAGAUGUCUAUAAUCAUCAGUCGGUCUUGGGAAGAUCUGAUAUUGAGCAUGCCAAAGAGGCAUCCAAACUCGUCAGCCAGGUGAAAUACAAAGAGAAGUUUGAGAGGGACCUGAAAGAAAAGAGGCAUCAGUACAAUCCCGGGGAGAGUGUGUCCUUCAAACAGACACAGGCUGCUACGGCCUUGGCAAGUCAGGUGAAAUACAAGACCGGUUUGCAGCAGAUGCAUGAGCCCUCUACAGAUCUGCCAAACACUCUCCAUCUUGAACAUGCGCUACAAGCCACCAAGCUGCAGAGCGCGAUUGAAUACAAAAAGCAGUAUGAAGAAUCCAAAGGUCAUUACCACAUAGCUCUGGACACAGCUGAGCAGCUUCAUCAUAAAGAAAAUGCAGUGCUCCACAGUCAGGUCAAAUAUAAAGAAGAUUAUGAAAAAUCUAAAGGCAAGUCAAUGCUGGAAUUUGUGGACACUCAGACUUAUCAGGUUUCAAAGGAGGCUCAGAAAAUUCAAAGUGAGAAAGAAUACAGAAGAGAAUACGUCGACAAUAUCAAAGGCAAGGCGAUGGUGGAUCUUGAGUUGACUCCAGGGUACUUACACGCUCGACAUGCCAGCACCCUUCUUAGUGAGAAAGAAUAUAAAAAGGACCUUGAGACAAGUGUGAAGGGAAAGGGACUGACAGGCUUGGAAGAAACACCAGACUUCAUCAGGGUGAAAACUGCAGGGCAGAUACUCAGCGAGAAAGAAUACAGGAAGGACCUGGAAAAUGAAAUUAAAGGGAAGGGAAUGGAGGUCAGCACAGAGAUUCCUGACAUUCAAAGAGCCAAAAAAGCAUCUCAGAUGGCCAGUCAGAAAGAAUAUAGAAAGGAUCUUGAGACUGAAAUCAAGGGCAAAGGAAUGGAAUUGAGCACAGAUGUCUUGGAGAUCAAGAGAGUAAAGAGAGCAUCGGAGAUUGCCAGCCAGGCAUCCUGUAAGCACCAGCUACGAGAGAACAUGUAUGGUACAGUAACAGACACCCCUGAGAUGUUACAUGCUGCAUACCUGAAGGAUAUGUAUAGUCAGAAAAAGUAUAAACAUGAGGCAGAAAAAUUAAAAAGCUCAUAUGCUGUGGUAGCAGAAACACCAGAAAUGCAGAGAGUGAAGACCAGCCAGAAAAACGUCAGUUCAUUGCAGUACAAUAAGGACAAAAUGUUACUCAAAGGCACAUUGUCUUCUGUGGCAGAAACUCCAGAAAUUCUCCUUGCCAAGGAAAACUCUAAGAGGAUUAGCAAUGUCUGCUAUAAGGAAGGAGUGGGCUCUGGUACUGCAGUAAAGGACACUCCAGAAAUAGAAAGAGUAAAGAAAAAUCAAGAAAACAUCAGCACGGUCUGCUAUAAGGAAGGAGUGGGCUCUGGUACUGCGGUAAAGGACACUCCAGAAAUAGAAAGAGUAAAGAAAAAUCAAGAAAACAUCAGCACGGUCAAAUACAAAGCCGGCGUUGGGCAGGCAACAGCAAUCCCAGACCCUCCAGAGCUAAAGCGAGUGAAGGAAAACCAAAGGAUCCUCAGUAACGUCAACUAUAAAGCACCGAUGGGAAGAGCAACAGCAGUGGAAAUGACUCCGGAGAUGGAGAGAGUCAAGAAGAACCAGGAAAACAUCAGCUCGGUCAAAUACCACAGUGACCUGAAGGAACUGAAAGGCACAGCCUGUGCAGUGACAGACACCCCUGAACUGAGGCGUGUCCGCAAGACACAGAGUGACAUUUCAAUGGCAAAAUACCAUGAGGAUUUUGAGAAGACUAGGGGUAAGGGGUUUACACCAGUUAUGGACGACCCUACUAUGGAACGAGCCCGUCGAAACCACCAGAUGGUCAGUGAUGCAGCUUAUAAGGGAGUCCAGCCACACGUAGUGGAAAUGGACCGGAAACCUGGAAUUAUUGUUGACCUGAAAGUCUGGCGCACUGACCCGGGCUCCAUCUUUGACUUUGACCCUGUGGAAGACAAUAUCCAGUCAAAAAGUCUGCAUAAACUCUCUGAGAAAGCAAACCGCAUUAAUAGGCAGCGCUCUCAGUCUGUCAGCACAGUGGAGGACGACAGAUCUGAACUGUCAGAAAAGCUCCUGAGUUUUUCGGGUUACAGCACUAGCACAGCCAGGGCGUCUGAGGACAGAGCCCCGGUUCUGCCUGGAGCUUACCACCCUGGAGGGCACUCUCAAGGGUACAAAUACAUGCACCAGACCAGCGUGUCCUCCAUGAAAUCAAUGCAGUUCCCUCCUCACUCUGCCCCCAUGCAGCGAGUCUACAGAGCGAUCUACGACUAUGCGGCACAGGACCACGACGAAGUGUCCUUCAGGGAUGGAGACGUCAUCAUCAACGUGCAGCCCAUUGACGAAGGCUGGAUGUAUGGCACUGUCCAGAGGACUGGCAAAUCAGGGAUGCUUCCCGCCAACUACAUUGAGACAUUCAACUAAAGGCGUAUGGCUCCUUCUGUACUUGUACCAUUUUUAAAGCGAAUUACUGCUAACCUCUCAAAAGAGGGAUGACCGUAAUGAAUAUUAUGACUACUCAGUACUAUACUGUACACAUAGCUGGUCUUUGUUAUCUCUUAACGCACUGCUUCAUCUAAUUCCUCAUUAUCGGACACAAAGGUUUUGUAAAGACCCUGAAACAAAAAUGAUUUAGUCUCAGUGCCUGUGUGAAAUAUCGUUGUCGCUACAUAUUAAUUCAGCUUUGCACCAGUGGUAUUGCAGUUUAACGUCACCAGAAAUAGUAGACAUCUUACUUUUACAGGACACUCUUGAGAACAAACGAAUGGCUACAGUUGUCCUUACACAUUGACAACUGGAUAACUGCAAGUAGCUGCCGGAGGAAGGGGGUGAGCAAUUUAUACUUGGCUACAGACUCACAGAAUAUGCCACACAAUGCCCAAGAAAUAUCUUGUUCAAAAUUGCCAUUUGAUUUUAUUUAAAUGUGUGGCACGCUAGACAGAAAAUGCACAGAAAGGAAACGUGCAAAAAAAGUAAGUUCCAGGCAAAUAUAAGUUGGUUUUUAUUUCAUUCACACAAGCUCACAGUACAAAAAGGGUCACAGCAUUAUUCUCAGUUGCUGGUUUGGAGGGGACACUGCUAGCAAGUCGCAGAUAUACAUUCAAAUCAAUGUAAAUUGCUUCACAUCAAUGUUUAGAGACAACAUUAAUUACGGAAGUCUCAUUACUCAUUACUCAUUAUUGAUUUAAGGGUUCAAUUGAAUGAAAUGGCCUACACUAUGGAAAGAUUUACAGUGGUUUUGACAUAUUACUUCACAAUGUAGAAGGGUAGACUGUAGAGGGGUUAUUUCUGCUCUGGCCUGCGCUACUUCAGUGCGAGCUGUUGUGGAAGUACCACUUGUCAUUCACUGUUAUCAUAGGCCUUAGCAGAAAUGACUGUGAGCCAGUAGUGCUCCAAUUUUAAUUGAGCUCUUGACCUUCAGCCUUACAUGUUGUUGCAUAUUAUCCUCUGUAUAUAAAGAAAGAAACUUAAAAUCUCAAACAUUUUAGAGUUCCAAGAUAAUUUAAAGUAUAAAGGUGUAACUAGACUAAUUAAUGGUUAAAUUAACUAAGAGAGCUCAGUUUGGAAACCCAGUCUCAUCAGACAAUUCCCACAACAAAGUACAGCUCAUGGGAAAAAAAAGGUUUGUCUUAGGACAUUAGCUGAGAGUUUGGUUAUGUGACUACACACAGUGCCAAGAAACAGCAGAGCAGUUACAUGCAUCAGUCCUUGAAACAUUCAAAUUUAUAGCAUAUUACAGUACGUCAUUUACAAACCUUUUGUGUCUCCAAAAUAUUCACUUUUCUUCACUUCAAAUUAACUAUCUUUAAAUACCACAAGAGGGUUCUUUCAACGUAGGAACAUAAUCACUGGUAUUGUUUUGCUUGAAAAAAUAUAGAAUUUGCAAUUGUUGAGUUUUGAUAAUGGAUUGUUAUUAAUUGCAGUGUCUUAUGCAUAGAAAAUUGGCAAUAGAAAAUAGCUUUUCCAACCCAAGAUUGUGUUUGGGUAAAUCCAUAUUCUUGUUAAUAUAUUGUAGUAACAGCCCAUACAGAUUUUUUUUUUUACUAAUAGAACAUUUCCAGCAGAUUCUAUCUCAUUUUGAUACUGUGUUUUUAAAGGGGUUUCCAUCGUGUUCUGAAAUGUGAAUUUUAACUUUCUGAGAUAUUAGCUGAGGGGCACAAUGUGCCCUCCUUAUUAAAGAGUGAAUUUCUACUGCAAAGAUAACAUCAGAAGGACACAGUGAUGUAUGACACUUUGUGAGACAAGGAGGUGCUACAGUGCUUACAGCUGAUCCACAUUUCUGUGUAUUAUGAUAGUGCCAUCUGUGUUCUGUGUGAUUUUAACAAGUCCUUUAACACAUUCAUAUUUGAAAUUUCAACUGUAAUGCAACAAGUGAAACACGCUUAGGGGUCUUCACACUCUGCUGUUACAUAUGGUUCACUAGUUUUGAACAGCAAUGCAGAAUCAAAGUGCAGUCCAAAAAUAAACCAUUUCAGCGUGAGAGAUUAUUCUCAUAGUAUCUGUGUUAGUUGCUAUAAUGAAAUAUAGUCAUGUCCUAAAGUCAUCAAGAUCAAUCAUCGCCUUACAUUGCAGCGGUAUUGGUGCUGCAUUAGCAUUGCAUCUGAAUGGAUAUUUAAAGGUUGUUUUCUUUUACUCUCAGAUUGCUGUACUGUGCUGCAAACACAAAUGUAGCCUCCCAUUCAAACAUACCAGAAAUAAGGAUGACCUUUGGUACAAUUACAGAAACGACACAAAUGAUCACUACUUUGAUAGAAUUACAUUUUGCCGAUUGCUAAUGAAUAGAAAAUCAUCGCUGGUGGCGGUAGAGUGUGGAGAAACAACUUGUAAUGCUUUUAUGACUUUCACGAAUGUUAAAGAAACCCUGGGGCAAUGUUCUGUGCAACACAAGACAUUGAAUUUUUGUUGUUGUUGUUGUCUUUUCCACACAGUCAUGAGAAUGAUUUUUUAGGAAAGCCAGGAGAUAAUAUGCUGUGAGAGGUGUGAAGAACUGGAUCGCUUCUUUUAAAUGUAAUACUGGUGGAGGUACUAUAUUUUUAUAUGUAAGAAUGUAAAUGACUGUUUUGCUAUACCUGGCACAGCUAUUGAUGAAUAAUUAUGACGUGCAGGGUUUGCUGUUGUGAGAGAAGUUUAAUUUAGUCCUUACUGAUUUUUCCUCAUGUGUUAGGGUUUUCGUAUGCACUUAUAACAGAAGUCAGCCUUAUUGAGUAGGUUAAGAUGCUCUGAUCCUUUAAUCAUAGCACAGAUUAUACGGGCACUCACACAGCUGUCAAAUGUCUAAUUUCAAGGUAUUUGUUUUUGCCUUGUUUGAUCAUUUUAUCAGUUUAACAGUGGCAGGGGUCACCCUUGAGAAUCCUACUUCUAAAUACCGGCCCCACAUGGUGUCUGGGAAAAAAUCCAUUUGCAAGCAAACAUUUUUAAACUAAACCUCAAAAUGCUGAUGGAGCAUUAACUAAUUACUGAUUUAACUGGACGUAUUUAGCAGCUUGUCUCAGCUCCUUUAAAAUGUCCUGCAAAGCCUGCAGACACUGUGGACUCACCCAGGACUAGGACUGGAUAUUCCUGACCUAGAAAGAAGUUUAUGUAUGCACAGAAAUGCUGAAAGGUAAAACCAUUCACUCACAUAUUCGUGGAACAACAGAAAUCUCUUUGUACUGAGAUGCACCCAGUUAAAAAUAAAUGGGCGGCAAGCAAUGAAAAAGUAAAAUGCAUUUUUAUACAUGGAUAUCAGCCCUAAAACGUGUCUGGUAGAAUGUAGUUGAAGUGCUCUGUUGACAGACUAAAAGCAUUUUUGAAAUACAUUUUGACUCACUGAGCAGUCUAAAACUACACACCCAGUAUCUGUUCAAAGGAGAUCCACAUCAAAACCUGGGUGUUUAAACAAAACAAAAUUGUUUUAAAAACAUCCACCAGUAACGUCAACUGGAAAGAAAAUAAAAACACUGGUAGCCUUAACUGCUCUCCAAUAGAAGGAGCUGGUGACCUUGUUGUUAACUGCAAAUGUUUCAUAUGUAUUCAGCAUAAGCUUCAUACUCCCGACCUGCUGCUUGUUGCCUUUGGCAUACAGCUGUGACUGACAAGUACUGUAGGUCACUUGUGCCUUGACAUUAUGGCUAGCAUGCAUGCCCCCACUGCAAUGUACUGUUUAAAUUUUGAUCCUUGGAUAAGUUGUCAUAGUUCAUGUUUAAUAAACGACUAUCCACUGUGUGAGGAAAUUUCUGAAUUUCUCAUUUCUUGGUCGGAUCUUUCUGAACAUGCAUUUAGAAUGAAGGAAACGUUUUUCUGAAAUGCCAGCUGUGUAUUUUGAAUGUUUAGUUAUGGCCAGGCAAUCUUGCGACAGGCAAUUUGGAAGUCAAGAUUUGUGGGAUGGCAAAAUCAACAAGGCAUACUUAUUGCUCUUCCAUGAGGAAUGGAACAAAGUAAAUUUAACUGCCAUGCCUAGUUCUUGGUUUGUAAAAUACAUAGAUUGAACAUUUACCUUUACCCUGGAAGGAAGUGUAUGGGCUCAACAACUGGUAGAAAUUAUUGCACCCAAUGUUAUGGCGCAGAAGACAUUUUACACAUUUUAAAUAAAGGUGGAAAAACAAAAA